AUGCUUGAAUCUCCAUACCGUUCAACUCAAGGUCGUAAAGCUGUUCGUACGUUAACUACCCCACUAUGUUUUAAUAAUUCUGAAAAUAUAUGUGCCACAAAUAAAAAUCUAUUGCGAUACUGUUUGGAUUCACCAACUACAACAUCUCAACCAAAUCUAAAUGGUCGAGUAUCGAGGUCAGAUACAAGCUCUAGUAAUGAUCAUAUUGGUCGUAAAUUAUCUGUAAAUGGAGUACAUGAACUUAGAGACCGAUCCCUUCCUGGUACAAUUUCAAAACAAGAAGUUCAUUCGGUAUAUAGUUUACAUCAACAUCGUAAAAACACAUAUAUUCGAAUUCAAGAUCCUAUAAAUAGUGAAAAUCGAUCACCAUCAAGGCAAACACGAAGAAAAGAAGUUAUACGUUGUUGGAGUCGAGAAAGAGUUACAAGAAGUGAAACUAUUUUAAGUAUACGUCGACCUUCAUCAAAACAAACUGAACAAAAUAUAGAAAGUAAUAAUUUAUGCAAAUCUCGACUUACUGCUUCAACAUCGACCUUUAAUACUUCUCUUUUCUUACCGAUUAUAAAUAAAAGUGAAAGUUUUUCAUCACUACCAACUACAAUACGUCAUAUUCCAAUUCAAUUAGCUGAUUAUCAUCUAACUGAUAUACAACCAAUAAUUAAUGAUACAUUAAAAUCAAUUCCAAUUUCUAAUCAAUUUUCUAAAAUUGAAAAACAAAUUUCAAAUAAAUUACAAAAUCUUACUUUCUCUCCUAUUGAAUAUUCAGAGUAUGUAGACAAAAUAUUUCAUGUAACAUGA
This is a messenger RNA of Schistosoma intercalatum, 798 nucleotides long. The record is from the annotation of a GenBank genome assembly. Lineage: Eukaryota; Metazoa; Platyhelminthes; Trematoda; Strigeidida; Schistosomatidae.